UCAUCUUCUAAAUGGACUCCAGUGAAUUUUCGGGAUCUAUGGACCCACUGUCCUUGCCUGACAAACCACUUAUUGGCGAUCUCCCUGCUGACAUGGAGUUUGGGGAAGAUCUCCUGGGCUCCCAAACAGCUUCUACCCAAGAAGUUUCCGUUCUUCAGUCUCCUGGCUGGGAUCAACCCAAGCAGAUGACUGCAGAUGGAGACUUGGACCUUCUAGUGAAAGCAGACAGCUUGUCUGAACUAAGCAAGCCAAAUGAUCUUCAACUAGAUAAACCUACUGUCUUGGACAUGCUGGAGAAACCUAGUGUCUUAGAUGAGCUGGAUAAAACUGCUGAUUCGAUGGAGCUAGAUAAAUCGGGGGAUCUGGAUGGGUUGUAUAAGGCACAUUCUUCCCAGGAUGUGGAGGAUGGGCCAGGGGACUCCUCUGCCCUCACUAAGGAAGCCCUUGUUCCCGAAACGUGGAAAGAAGGGGAAGAUGCACCAAAAAGUGAUUCUGGGGACAUAAAGGAUGAUGGUGCUGCUGCUAUUCCUGCACUGUCUGAUGACCAUGGCCCCGAAUCACCCCCCCAGCCUGUUCCUGACCCAGAUGAACUGAGCAGUGCCCCAGCCACAGAUGAAACCACAGCACAGUCCUCAAACCUGCCCGUGUCCCCACCCCAGCUCAGUCUUAAACAGACCAAGAAGACCAGGUUGAAGAUGCCAAGGAAGAGCUCACCGGGGCAGAGGGAAGGGCUGACAGCGGAGCCGAGGCCGGAGCGGAGCCCGGAUCCCGGAGCAUCAGCCUUGCCCGCUGAGCACACGGAUGAAAACCGUGUGGAGGAAGAAGAUGCUGGCAGGAACAACUCUCUGAAAGAGAGCAGCAUGCUGAAGGCACAAGAGGCUUCACCACCAGCAGGAGAAGACCUGCCUGGGAAGGGAAGUGAUCAGGCAGCUGAGAAGGAGCAGAAAAGAAGUGAACGAGCCAGAAGAUCGGAAACUGCCAGGCCUGAAACUGUGAACUCCUCUGACAACAUUCCGGUCUCCGAUGAAGACUCUGAUGCGAUGGUGGAUGACCCUAAUGACGAGGAUUUUGUUCCCUUCCGUACCCGCCGCUCAACCCGUAUGUCCUUACGCACUCAGAUGGCUCAGCGAGCCGCCCGCUCCACUGUCACCAAGAUGACUUGUGCCAACUGCCGGACCCCCCUGCAGAAAGGGCAGACUGCCUACCAGCGUAAGGGGCUCCCUCAGCUUUUCUGCUCCAGCUCCUGUCUCACUACGUUCUCGAAAAAACCACCUGGCAAGAAGAUAUGCGCCUUCUGUAAAAAGGAGAUCUGGAACACCAAGGACUCGGUGGUUGCCCAGAUUGGGUCAGGCUCUUUCCAUGAGUUCUGCACUUCUGUCUGCCUCUCUCUCUACGAGGCCCAGCAGCAGAGACCGGCCCCGCAGUCUGCAGAUCCUUCGGACAGCAGCCGCUGCAGUGUCUGCCACAAACCUGGCGAGAUCCAGCACGAGGUCAGCAAUGGGAGCGUGGUGCAUCGCAUCUGCAGUGAUGCCUGCUUCACCAAGUUCCGGGCCACCAAGGGGCUGAAAACCAACUGCUGCGACAACUGUGGACUCUAUAUCUACAACAAGGGCUUGCCCCUGGAGUACCUCUUCCAUGAAGGCCAGCAAAAACGUUUCUGCAACUCCACCUGUCUCAACAGUUACAAGAAGAAAAACACUCGGGUCUAUCCAUGCAUGUGGUGCAAGACGCUGUGCAAGAACUUCGACAUGCUGCCCAACGUGGAUCGCAGUGGCAAGAUGGGCCUGUUCUGCUCCAUUUGCUGCACUACCUCCCACAAAGUGAAGCAGUCAGGCUUGGUUGGUAAGAGCACCCACCUGCUGCCUAGACCCUGCAGCUUCUGCAGAAAGAGUUUAUCUGAACCCUGCUAUUACAACAAGACAGACCGCGUUGUCUACCAGUUCUGCAGUCCCAGUUGCUGGACCAAAUUCCAGCGCACGAGCCCAGAAGGUGGGAUCCAUCUCAACUGUCAUUACUGCCACAAUCUUUUCAGCGGGAAGCCGGAGAUCCUAGACUGGCAGGACAAAGUGUAUCAGUUCUGCUGCAAGGACUGCUGCGAGGACUUCAAGCGGCUGCGUGGGGUAGUGUCUCAGUGUGAGCACUGCAAGCAGGAGAAGCUGCUGCAUGAGAAGAUCCGUUUCUCUGGGGUGGAGAAGAACUUCUGCAGCGAAGGGUGUGUGCUUCUUUACAAACAGGAUUUCACCAAGAACCUGGGCCUGUGCUGCAUCACCUGCACCUACUGUUCUCAGACCUGCCAGCGGGCGGUCACCGAGCAGCUGGAGGGCAGCACCUGGGACUUCUGUAGUGAAGACUGCAAAAGCAAAUACUUGCUCUGGUACUUCAAGGCAGCUCGGUGCCAUGCCUGCAAGCGUCAGGGGAAGCUGCUGGAAACCAUCCACUGGCGAGGGCAAAUCAAACACUUCUGCAACCAGCAGUGUCUGCUGCGAUUUUACAAUCAACAGAACCAGCCCAACCUGGACACGCAGAAGGGGCCCGAGAGCCUGCCGAACAGUCAGACUUCUGAGCCAAAACCGCCUGCCUCUUCCCCACAGAAGGCAGAGACUAACAUGUUGUCUGCAAAGACCUCCUCAGCCCAGAUACCUCCAGCUGCGCCGCCUCCCCCGCCUCCUCCCAUGCCAGCCACCCCUCGGAAGAACAAAGCUGCUAUGUGCAAACCGCUGAUGCAGAACCGGGGCGUUUCCUGCAAAAUAGAAAUGAAGUCCAAAGGAUGUCAGACAGAGGCUGACUGGAAGCCCCAGGUGAUUGUGUUGCCAAUCCCCGUCCCGAUCUUCGUGCCUGUGCCUAUGCAUAUGUACUGCCAGAAAGUACCUGUGCCUUUCUCCAUGCCUGUCCCGGUGCCUGUGCCAAUGUUCUUGCCCACCACACUGGAGAGCACAGAUAAGAUCGUGGAGACCAUUGAGGAGCUGAAGGUGAAGAUCCCCUCGAACCCACUGGAGGCUGACAUCCUGGCCAUGGCUGAGAUGAUUGCGGAGGCCGAGGAACUGGACAAGGCCUCCUCAGACCUGUGCGACCUGGUGAGUAACCAGAGUGCAGAGGGGCUCCUGGAGGACUGUGAUCUGUUCGGGCCGGCACGAGAUGAUGUGUUGGCCAUGGCUGUCAAGAUGGCAAACGUCCUCGAUGAGCCUGGCCAGGACCUGGAGGCUGACUUCCCGAAGAACCCGCUAGACAUCAACCCCAGCGUGGAUUUCCUCUUUGACUGUGGACUGGUGGGGCCAGAAGAUGUGUCCACAGAGCAAGACCUGCCUCGUGCUGUCCGGAAGGGGCAGAAGCGCCUGGUGCUGUCCGAGAGCUGCUCGCGGGACUCCAUGAGCAGCCAGCCCAGCUGCACGGCGCUGAACUACUCGUACGGGGUGAACGCCUGGAAGUCCUGGGUGCAGGCCAAGUACGCCGCGGGGGAGAGCAGCAAGGGCGAGGAGCUGCGCUUCGGGCCCAAGCCCAUGAGGAUCAAGGAGGACAUCCUGGCCUGCACCGCGGCGGAGCUCAACUACGGCCUGGCCCAGUUUGUCAAGGAAAUAACUCGACCCAAUGGGGAGCGCUAUGAACCAGACAGCAUCUAUUACCUCUGCCUUGGCAUCCAGCAGUACCUGCUCGAGAACAAUCGUAUGGUGAAUAUAUUUACAGACCUUUACUACCUGACCUUCGUGCAGGAGCUGAACAAGUCCCUGAGUGGCUGGCAACCCACAAUCUUACCAAACAACGCCGUUUUCUCACGUGUCGAGGAGGAGCACCUCUGGGAAUGCAAGCAGCUGGGCGUUUACUCACCCUUUGUGCUCCUCAACACCCUCAUGUUCUUCAACACCAAGUUCUUCGGGCUGCAGACGGCCGAGGAGCACAUGCAGCUCUCCUUCACCAACGUGGUGCGCCAGUCCCGCAAGUGCAGCACGGCGCGCGGCGUGGCCAAGGUGGUGAGCAUCCGCUACUACGCCCCUGCCAAGCAGAGGAAAGGCCGAGAUGGUGCUUCUGGAAAGCGGAAGCGGGAGGAGGAGACGCCAGUCCUGGAGCAGCGGGAGAACCGGAUGAACCCUCUCCGAUGCCCAGUCAAGUUCUAUGAAUUUUAUCUCUCCAAAUGCCCCGAGAGCCUGCGGAACCGCAACGACAUCUUCUACCUGCAGCCCGAGCGCUCGUGCAUCGCCGAGUCGCCCCUCUGGUACUCGGUCAUCCCCAUGGACAGCAGCCUCUGCACAGUGGGGCAGAGCCUUGGCUGGGGCCAGCAGCCCCCAGGCUCUUCCUACCGCGGUGGGAACGGUGCCCAGGGCAUGGACGAAGGCCUUUCCUCCGUACGUGGCCCGCGCUGA
Tinamus guttatus (white-throated tinamou) is the source of this 4355-nucleotide messenger RNA. The record is from RefSeq and is a predicted model, not a curated record. Lineage: Eukaryota; Metazoa; Chordata; Aves; Tinamiformes; Tinamidae.